This is a messenger RNA of Phasianus colchicus (ring-necked pheasant), 13665 nucleotides long. RefSeq names its product leucyl-tRNA synthetase 2, mitochondrial (gene LARS2). The record is from RefSeq and is a predicted model, not a curated record. Gene Ontology annotation, molecular function: ATP binding; aminoacyl-tRNA deacylase activity; leucine-tRNA ligase activity. Gene Ontology annotation, biological process: mitochondrial translation; leucyl-tRNA aminoacylation. Gene Ontology annotation, cellular component: mitochondrion. Lineage: Eukaryota; Metazoa; Chordata; Aves; Galliformes; Phasianidae.
GUCCUCCGCUUCCCGCCGGCAUGUCUCCAACCUCUGCCCGGCCCCGUCCGCCCUGCGCCUUCCGGGCCUCAAUCGUCCUCUCCCUCAGCCUCCCCGUUGCUGUGCUACAGCAUCACUGCGAUGCGGAGUCUCGAGCUGCGUUCCUUUCCGUUCUGUCAGUCCAAGCUCGCGCUCUUUUCAAACUGCUGGGGUGUGCGAAUGGACACCGUAGCACUAAGAAUGCAGUCGGUUUGUCGGAGAGUUGGUGCCUGUUCCUCAUGUUUGAACAGACAACUGAAUGGCUUCUUGGCACUCAUUAAACGGCAGAGGAGUCCAGUUCCUGUUUGUAUCAGAACUAUUUACAGCGAAACGGGGAGAUGGGAGAAAAACUAUGGGCAGGAGACAAGGAGAAGAGUGGAAAAUUGGUGGUUCCCAAGAAUAAAGGAGCAGUUCUGCAGAAUUUCAGAAACAGAUAAAUCAAGACCAAAAUUUUAUGUGCUUUCUAUGUUCCCAUAUCCUUCUGGAAAACUUCACAUGGGUCAUGUUCGUGUCUACACCAUCAGUGAUACUGUUGCUCGGUAUCAGAAAAUGAGAGGGAUGCAGGUGCUAAAUCCAAUGGGAUGGGACGCAUUUGGUUUACCAGCAGAAAAUGCAGCAAUUGAGCAUGGUCUUCACCCUGCAAGCUGGACACAAAGUAAUAUUCAACACAUGAGGGAACAGUUUGAUGCACUAGGUCUGUCUUUCACUUGGGAAAGGGAAGUAACCACUUGCUUACCAGAGUACUACAAAUGGACACAAUACCUCUUUCUUAAGCUUUUUGAAUCUGGGAUAGUGUAUCAAAAAGAGGCCUUGGUCAAUUGGGAUCCAGUAGAUCAAACCGUUCUAGCUAAUGAACAGGUGGAUGACAAUGGUUGUUCAUGGCGUUCAGGAGCAAAAGUGGAACAGAAGUACCUCAAACAAUGGUUCAUUAAAACUACUGCGUAUGCAAAGGCUAUGUUUGAUGCUUUGUCUGACCUUCCUGAGUGGUAUGGUAUAAAAGAAAUGCAAGCAAAUUGGAUAGGUGACUGUGUUGGAUGCUCUCUUGACUUCUUGCUGAAGGUUAAUGGUGAAGUAUCAGGAGAGAAGCUGGCUGCUUACACCUACACUCCUGAAGCCGUUUAUGGAGCUUCCCAUUUAUAUAUCUUACCAAGUCAUAGACUGCUGCAUGGAAAUAGCAGUCUGAAGGAAGUCUUUCAGAGGGAGUUCAUCCCAGGAAAAGACUCACUUACUUCUGUGACAGCUGUGAACUUGCUUACCAAUCAAGAGAUUCCUGUUGUAAUCUCAGCAAAAACAAGUUUUGAGAAUUAUCUUGAUACUAAAAUAGGAAUUCCUAGUACUAGUGCAGAAGAUGCUGCAGUAGCGAAGAAUCUGAGCAUUUCUUUUACUGAAGUCAUUGAAAAACUGCCAAAUGGUUUGGAGAAAGUCAUUAAUUCUGGGGAGUUCACAGGCAUGACUCGACAAGAUGCUUUGAAAGCUCUUACCCAGCAGGCCAAAAAUAAAGGAAUAGGUGGAGACCUAAUGAGUGACAAAUUAAGGGACUGGUUAAUAUCUCGACAGCGGUACUGGGGAACACCUAUUCCUGUCAUCCACUGCCAAAAAUGUGGCACUGUUCCGGUGCCUUAUGAAGACUUACCUGUGGUGCUGCCCAACGUAACCACUUUUACAGGGAAGGGAGCAUCACCUUUAGAAACUGUUCCAGAAUGGGUGAACUGUGCUUGUCCAAGAUGUAAGGCAGAAGCUAGGAGAGAAGUUGAUACCAUGGAUACAUUUGUGGAUUCUGCUUGGUAUUACCUGAGAUACACAGACCCUCACAACACUGACAGGCCCUUUAAUCGUGACUUGGCUGACUACUGGAUGCCUGUGGAUUUGUACAUCGGAGGCAAGGAGCACGCAGUUAUGCACUUAUUCUAUGCUAGGUUUUUCAGCCAUUUUUGCCAUGAGCUAAAGAUGACCAAAUACAAGGAGCCUUUCCAUAAGCUGUUGGUUCAAGGUCUUAUCAAGAAUCAGACAUUCAGACUAAGAACAACAGGCCAAUAUUUGAAGAGAGAGGAGGUUGAUCUCACUGGCACUGAACCAGUUCACCUAAAAACUGGUGAGAAAGUCCAAGUCACUUGGGAAAAAAUGAGCAAAUCUAAGCACAAUGGAAUAGAUCCUGAAGAAUUAAUGAAAGAGUAUGGCAUUGACACCAUACGACUCUACAUUCUGUUUGCUGCUCCUCCAGAACAAGACAUUUUAUGGGAUACUAAAACUGAUGCUAUGCCAGGUGUGCAGAGAUGGCAGACUCGCCUCUGGACACUUGUAACCAAACUUAUCGAGGCAAGGACUUCGGAAACCAUACCAAAUCCUGAGGUUCUGAGUAAGAAGGAGAAGGCUGAAGCCAAAAGGAUCUGGGAGCAAAAGAAUCUUGUAAUUUCUGAGGUAACAGAGUACUUCACAAAGGACCAUUUGUUCAACGCAGCUAUUUCUCGACUGAUGAGCCUUUCUAACGUACUCCAUCAAGCUUCUUGGCCUCUUGUUCUUCACAGUGCAGAAUAUGAAGAUGCUUUGGCUACACUCUGCAUUAUGGUUGCACCUAUGGCUCCACACAUUGCAUCAGAGAUGUGGAAAGGUUUGGCACAUAUGGAGAAUAAACUUUGUACUCAUCAUAACUGGGGUGCUGAUGUGCUGCAUCAGUCCUGGCCCAAAGUAGACCCAGAAUACCUUCAACCACCAGAUGUAGUGGAGAUGUCUGUUCUGAUCAAUAACAAAGCCUGCGGCAAAGUUUUUGUGCCUCAGCAAGCAGCCCGCAACGUUGAAGAAGUCCACGAGAUAGUUCUUCACAGUGAACUUGGAGCCAAGCAUCUCCAGGGACGAACCAUUAAAAAGGCCUUUCUGUCUCCUAGAACUGCCCUUAUCAACUUCUUAGUGCAAGAGUAAGACUUUGCGGGGCUGUGAAAGAGAACUGGAAUCUUUCAGGAUGAAAGCACUUCAAAAUACCAAUGAUGGCUAUUUAAAUCUCAUAUAACGGUGGGGGAGAAAUGCUAACAAAAUUAGGUUGCUGCUGAAUAUCCAUUUCAACGAGAAGGAAUGCACAGAAUUAAAGUUUUGUAUCAAGUCAUGGUAAGAUGCUGUUUGUCCAUAUUCUCUGGGUGAAUGAGAAGGAAAUACAGAAGAAGUAAGUAAUUGUAAUAGAAUGUAAGUGCUGUAAAGCACAUGGGUUUUAGGUCAGCCUCAGGAAUCUACCCUAUUUGAAAUUUGGCUUGGUCAAAUAUAGAGGCAUAAGUAUGAUUCCAGAACUAAACAGCUGCCAUGAGUGUGUGCUGCACCAAAUGUUAGGUGUCAGUCCAUCUUUGCUCCACCUAUCUCACAUUUAGAUGACCUACCAUUAAUCAGCACUUUCCGUAACAACAUUUUCUUAUAACUUAGUGUUAACUAGCACUGGCUAAUGGUUUUAUUCAUCAUAAAUAGCCAGAAUGGGGUGAUUUGAUCUAUUUCACAUGCCUUUCAGAGGCAAGCCAAGAACACAGUCAGAUGAUUUAGCUGAGCCCUGCCUUAGCCAGGAUCCUCCUUACUUGCUGGCAUAUUUUUGUUGGUUCAUACAUGAGAGAGUCAAAUUUCGCAAAGUGCCGACAAUUGUUUCUGCACAGACCAAAUGGAAGUGACUUCCCAUUCGUGAGCCAUCCCAGAGACUGUGGGGGGAGUUGAGAAAGGGACAAGGCAACUACCAGUAGUACAGCAGUACAGGCAGCCGCUGUGCUUUUUGAUUUCACCCUUAGUUCUUCUAGUGCCUAGAUUGUAAAACUUCAAUUAACAUUUGUUGGGUUUGGUUUUUUGUUCAUUUGUUUGUUUCUGAGGGGUUCUUUAAGUAGAAUUGGCAGUCACAUUUCUAAAAAUCAGAUGUCUGCAAAGCACAAAGCUUUUUUCAUGCCUCAUUCCAGCCAUAUUAUUUGCACACUGCAUUACUGUUACAUCCACAUGGAAAUGCUUACUGUAUUUAGCAAGUGCUUGAAAAAGGUUUUCAAAAGAGACAGUUACAGGGUUCAUUGUGCGAGCACGCCUCUUCUUUAACAACUAUUAAAAUCUGCCAUUUAUGAGCCCUUCUGACAGUUAAGACAAGGAGCUAGUCAAAUGGAGAGGUCUGCUAACCCUCCAGUCCAACAGCCAUCCAGUGUAUCAGACUAAAAGAAAAGCAGCAAAAAUCUCCCACUGAACAAUAUUUAAGUCCAAUGGAUCCUGAGCAAGUAAGAUCAUGAUAGAUUCUUUGAAGUGUCAGCGCUAAGGAAUACCAGAAAUCAAUUUGGUUUUAUGCAUUUUGGUAGCAAAGAUCUAGCUACGUAAUGGAGAUUUCAGGCUCAGUGAGCAGAGUAGACACUAAACUUUCCUAAGUGUGACAAAACUUGUCUGACUUCUGCUUCCUUCUGGACCACACUGGUGCACAUUUUCUCUUCAGCAGUCCUUUGACGCAAGAAUGACUAAGAAAUAGAAUAUUUAUAAUGAAGAUACGGUCUUUGCAGUCUUAAGACUUCCUAAAUCUUAGCCACAAAGGAAUGCAUUCAGACAUUUAAACACAGGCCUUUAGUUGGAGUUAAAAUAAUUUGAAUUCCAAUGUCUGCCUGACAUAUAUGUUGUUAUAAAUUGAUAAAACUCCUGUUCAGAAGUCCCUGAAAGACUGUGAAAGGGGUCUUUUAAAGUAAAAUUUGUAGCCCAAGCACAUUCCUGCCUUUUCCGUAUAAAAGUUUAACGUUCCCUAUGGAACCAUUCAAACAGAUUUUCUUUGGGGAAAGGUGACAUGUUUGGUGUAAAAAAAAAAACCAACCACCUUGUAAUAUUUUCAAGGAUGAAGAAAGAUGUUGUAAACCCAGCAGCUCUAUGAUGCCUUUAAACAAAAGCUGCAGUCACUACAGGGCUGAGCAGCAGACCACAAUGUUUACUGCUGUUAGUACUGGUUAUAUUUGCUCUUGCAGGAGGAAGAAGUGAAUCGUAGAUGUCACUUUGAUCCAGGCAGAAAGAAAAAUGUGGAAUGGACUCUCGACACUGAGAAAGGAAAAGUAGCAAAUAGUGUGUGCACUAGAAGUGUAUGGUCACAAGUCACACCAGCGUGUUUACAGUAAGGUGAAAUUCAGUGAGGUCUAGAGGAUACAAAAAGGUUUUGAAAAAGGGAAUGUGAGAGAUGAUGUGGAAAGUCUGACAGAGCCUAAUCCCCCAUUAAGUGUGUGUUUGAAGGAUGGCAGAGGUGCCAGCUGCAGAGCUUUGUGGUUGGCCUGACACCUGCUGAAAUUUUUCAUGAUGCUGACCCGAUCUGAAGCACGACUGCCAUUUGUCUUACGAUAAUUGAGACUUACAAGUUUGUUCUGUGCCUAGACUGGACUGACACAGGCUGUGAGCUGUUACUAACCCUCUUCAAAAUAAUUUACACAGAUGUCUGCCAUUUAUUUAACGGUUGUUACUUGUGUUACAGUACAGAUGUAUCUGCACGCUGAAGGCAGCAUAAAACAUUGUGCAUACCUGAAGAGUUCCAUGGCAAACAAGAUGGGAGUUUUAAAUCUGGAAGGGGAUGUUUGAGAAGCGAAAAGAAAAGGUGCUGAUGUCAGUCAGUCAAACUGCACAGUGCUGUCCCACACAUUAAAAUGGAUAGGGUGCUGCUGUCAUUCCAUGAAGAGAUGAUGAGCCAAAGGAGAUGUGAGAGAUUUGCUAAACUCAGUGGGAUGGGUCCAACACUAAGUGCUCCUGGAAGGCCAAGAAACAGGUCUGUGAGAUGGAAGAUAUAUUUUCUGCAUCAUGUCACUCACUUCUUACCCCAGAACCAUGAUAGGACAGUGCAAUGUAUUGGAUGACAUCACAGCCCAGAAAAAUGUUCUCUUAAGCAUAAGUGUUCAUAGCUAUCUGUGGUGACUGAGAUGAUAUUUGUGUGCCAGUGCUGCUUUGCAAUGAGGCAGUAGGGCUUUUUCUGUCACAUUAAGGAUCAGUGCUGCAGCUGAAGACACUCUAGCCAGGGUGCCCUACCUGUGCUCCACACAAAAGGCUCUGCAGGGGCAUUGUUGAACAAGCAUUUCUUUUUUCCAUGCCCGCCAACAGAGUCCAAAAACAGGUUUGAUGGAAAGAAUGAAAUCCAUUAUCUGUCUCUGAUUUACCAGAUUAAAGUAAUGCCUCAGAACUAGCAUCUGGUCAGAGACAGCUUUUACUAAUCUGACUUUGAAAAAGCCUGUUUGUUUCUUCUGGGGGCAGAAAUUCUACAGAUAAUGCAGGUCAUGCAGUCUCUCUUCUUUGUCUGUGUUUGGUUAGUGUGAAGCCUCACAUACUAUUCCUCUGCUCUAAAUUUUUGCAAUUGACGUGAACUAGAAAGAAUGUUAGUUAGCACUUUGCUGGUUGUUCUUUCCUUGAGAAAUUUGCAGUUGAUAGGGCUCUUCUAAAAGCCUUGCUCUAAGGAAGGAAGGGGAGAGAAACUACAGGUGUUUUUUUCUGUUUUCAAUACUUCUUACAGAAAGUAUUAUAGAAGGGGUGUUGGCUUAAUUUAUAUAUACUUACUGCAUUUUAACAGCACACGUACUGUUUUGCUGGAUGCUUUUUCUGCUCCACUUUUUUUUUUAGUGUCCCCCUCCCUGUUAUGAUCUGAACUAAUUUUGUAUCAGAGCACUGUAAGAGCAAUGCUGGAUGUGAAGGCAGAUACGCCAGCAGAAUCCAAAUGGUGACUGCAUCCAUGACAUGAGGAAGAAAGGUGGGAUUUUUUUCCCUUUUCCUGAAUAAACCAACUUACUGGUACUACAAAGCAUUUCACAGUUCACCGAGCCCACCUGUCCCCGGAGGCCCAAAGUCACACAGAGCAUUUUCUUGCAGCUCUUUCCUCACUCGAGUAAGCACUAGGCAGGGCAAAUUUGUUCCGGGCAACUGCAGGUCUGGUUUUGGCCCUGGGGAGCUGCACACCAGCACCAUCUUCCUUAUAAAAUUAGCUCCAGUUCUCUGUGUAGUCAGAGUGUUUCAACAGCUGAAAGCAAACAUUUUCCUGGGAUUAUGAAGUGUUGGUGUCCGAUUCUGAGUAUUUUUGCCUGUGUGUUGCAAGGUUACUGAGAGAAGUCCUGCUGGCUUUCCUUCUGCGUUGUCUUGCAGACUCAGAGACAAGUGAGCUCUUGUGGAUGUUGUCAGCCGAGUGUUGCUCACACCUGUGAGAGAUUCUGAUCACAGGAAUCUCAUCAAAACACCUUGUGAUAUUGAACAUGGAGGACUUUUCCUUUGGCACUCAUCUGCCUGCACCAUGCCAAUUUGCAGUCCAUUUUAGGCCAUCUAAUUGCUCGCUUAGCAAAGGAACAUGUAAACAGAAAAAGCUGGAGUAGAAUCUAUUGAAUACCCACAUUCUUUAUGCUUGUGAUGCAGCCUGGGGCAUUUGGGGUGUAACAGUGCUUUUAAGAGCCUCAUCUUCAAUGGAAUUCUCAACAGAAUCAUGUACAGAAAUGUGUGCCUUUGUGCUUGCUCCCUUGAAUUGUGCAAGUCUUAAUUUUGCAUGCAUGUGGUGCUAAUCAGAUGCAAACUUGGACCUUCACACCUUGUGCCCUGCUGGAACUUACCAGAGGCUCUUUAGCUACACCCUCUGGGCUGGGCACAAGAGAAGAGCCUACAGUCACACCUAGGGCUCUGAACUUCCUUAUCUGUGAGCAGCUGCUUGCAUCUGCCAGAAGUGAGCGUGAAAGGUCCAAGGUUCUCCCAAUACACCCACCUUCCGCUGCCAGAAGAAACACAGGCUGCUGAGCAAUGGGAGCUGCUCUCCAGCCACUCAGCAUGGUGCCAGCAGGGUGCUGAAUACAUACAGUUGGAGCAGCUGUAGGGGAUCCAAGGCACACUGCUUUGGAAUAAUAAACACAGGACAAAUAACCAAGGCAGAAAAUAGAGCGAUUUAAUAACAGCAGCAUGACACCGCUGGCACUGCUGGCCUGGUUUUGUUUCGGAAGAAAAUUAAGAGAACUGGUGUAACAGGAAAUUAUUUUCUGCUACAAAGGGAAAUCAAUUGUUUUUAAAUACUCAGCAGUAUAAUUAGCAAAUCUUACUAAUUGCUGCAAAAUAAGAAUACAAGCAUGCAUUGCUAGGCUGGCUAAGCCAAGAAAGUACUGUGAAAAAAUUGUAGAAGCUUUCAGAAGUGAAUAUUUUUCUUAAGUACGUCUCCAUCCCUGGAGAUCCACGUGGCUGGAUGAAAUAGCAAGGGUGCAAUAAAAAUAUGUUCUUCCCAAUUUUCCCAUGUGAAAGAGCAUUCAAAAACAUCUGUUAGUCAGAGAGAUCCUUCUAGGACACGCACGGAAGAGCGGGUGGAUGCACUGGCUGUAUCCACUCAGCCCUGCAAAGCCACACUCAGCUGAUGACUAAUAGCAGGAUGUCGUCGGCGUGUGGUGCUCCUCCAGCCUGGGAUUACUAAAGGCCAUGCAUGCUAGUUGAGCAGGUCACCAUGCUGUUCGUGUUAGUGUGCUGAUAAAGAGCAGGGAAAUGGAGCUAGAAACAUCUCCAGACGAGUUUUUGUUCCGAUGGAAGGCUACUUUUAGUAGAAAACAGAAAGAAAAACAAAUUGUCUCAUGUUCAUUAGGGAAGAAGAAAACCAGCAAAGCCACCUAUGGUAUGUAGGUGUAACUCUGAAGCCACCAAAAGCAAGCUUUUGGCCUGGUGGGCUGAGGGAAAAGGGAGACCGCAUGCACACCCUCUGCUCAUGGCAUUUGCUUUAUCUGCUUCUGCCUGGGCUCCUGAUGGGUUCUCAGUGAUUUCCCAGCACUACUCUACUGCUUAAAGCAUUUUUACAGCCCCAGAAACUGUCCCUAGGCUGCCCCUGGCCCUUCUGUGCCAUUAGUGCUAAUUAAGUGGCUCUUAGUGUAAUUUACUGCAGAGAGCACACCCUGUAACAGGCAGUUGUAGUUUAAGGAAGCAAAAAAUUAGUUGGGCCCUGUUCUUGCCCUUGUUCUGAGGACAGGAUGCACACACUUAGAUGGGCUGCAGCCUCCUCAUCCUCCCCUUGGGUUUUGCUGGGGCAGGAGCAAGGAGCCUGGCAGAGGACAGCUUUGUCCCUGUGAUGUGAUUUCUCCCUUUUCUGCCACGUGAGAACAGGCGCACAGGCAUUUUUUCCUUGUCCAGCUGGGCUACAUGUGGCACAGCAGGACGCAGCUCUAAAGGGUGGCUGCUCAGGCAGGGCACCUCAACAACCCUAAAUUUCAACUGCCCUGGAGUUUAACCCUGUGUCUGUGGAGAAGCACUGCUCACCCCGCAGCAGCAGCUCGGCCCACACCAGGCCAUGGGGUUCUGGGGUUGGCAUGGCCCUUCCUGCUCUGAGCUCCUUGGGGGUUAAAUUUGGAGGGAAGCAAGAGGAGGCAGGCAGGGCAGGCCUCCCAGAGGAAUGCAGAGGCCCUGGGGCAGCUGUGAGGGGGAACAACAUCUCCAAAAUGACGCAUUCUGGCAGUUUUCAGAAGGUGGAGGCUGAGGUUUGGGCUCUCCAUGCUGACAAAGUUCCUGGCAGCGGCCUUCCUGCCCCACAGUCUCCUGGCCUUACCUCCCCUGCUGCCACCAGCUCUUUCCAUCCCCCCCUCCACUACACACCCCUGGAGGAGCCUGAAGCUUUCCACAGAAAAAAAAAAAAAAAAAAAAAGAGGGGAAAAAAAUAUCUGUUUUCUCUUUCUCUCCAGAAAAGGGUACACUGCUGUGUUGAAAUGCACAGUGCUUCCUCUAUUGCUACCAAGGCUCAAGACAUGCUUGCCCAUCAGCCCUCAGUGUUGUCCUUUCAAUACAACACACCUGACCCAAGGUCAUCCACUGUAGAGAGCCACAGAGCCAAUGCUUGUAAGUCAACAACUCAUCCUUUGUGAGGGAUAAAGCUGGCUACACCAUUGCAACGAGAGGCAAGCAACUCGUCUGCUGCACAGAAAGACCCCUCUGGGAUCAGUGCUGUGUCAGCCUGAGCCAUUCUCCUAUGGCAUCUUUCCAACAAAGCUGCCUGCCUUCAUGCUGCGCUUUCAGGCUGUGCUGCACUGGUCAGCAUUGUAUGGCACGAGCAAAUACACUGCAAUCCAUAAGCCUUGCCCAUGGGAACUAACAUGGAAUAGAUGAGCACUGGCUUUUCUUCCAGGGACUGUAUUUAUAAUAAGUCAAUUCAAGUAAAUGCAUAUAUUUUGGCCUUGUAGUAUGACAUCAGUUGUGAGCCCCUUCAUUCCUAAAUAGGCACUGGCUGCAAAGCUCACAGGAACUAUGACAAAUUGAGCUGGUAUCUAAUUGCAGCAUCAGGGUGUGUGAGGCAGUGUAGCAUUACACCUCCAUUCUGAUAAAAUGUUCAAGUUAAUCAUCUGUUCAUUUGGGAGUAUCGCUAGCCUAAACCCCACUGAAAAUAAACAUGAGCACAGAACUUCAGAGGUACCUUGGUACCUGAGAGGUUGCUGCUUUACACUCACCAAAACCAUGGCAUGUCAGGCCCCAAAACAAAUGCCUGUAAGUUGCUUGGCUGUGGUUCCUAUCCACAGGAGCUCAUAAUCACAGCGUGUGCUCAUGCGUACAGAGCCUGGAGCGAGGCCAAGUGCAGCUUCAUGGUUCAGUGUCUGAAGGUCUUCAGCAGGGUUUUCCACACUGUCUGUGCAUGCAUUGUUCUUCCCACAGCUGAUUUUAUCCUUUGGCAUAGGAAGGAAAUGUACUUUGCAUGGCUGUGAAGGUCAGCGGUGUCAGUGCGGCAGCUCAGCAAGAAGGCUGCUUCCCCAGAGGUGAGGGCUCCUGCGAGCCCAGCAGUAAAACAUCCCACAGAUGUUAGCUCACAGAUAAAAUGUAGCGGCAAAAAAUGUGUGCACAACCCUUACAAAAGAAAGUCGGAAAAAGUCCUGAUCUGAGUGAAGUCACAGAUUCUUCCUUGCUUUGUUUUUGAAAGCUGAAAAUAGAUACUUCUAUUCCAAAGUCGAUACUUCCAUUCCAAAAUACUUCUGUCCCACCAAAGGGUUUGUUUCCUAAAGUUCUCAGGGGCCUCAGCUUGGUCUGCAGGAAAAAAUGGUAGGCAUGAGCUGGGUCUGCACCGUGCUGGGUAAAAGCCUGCCUUCACCUGGUGCACUGCGCAUCCUUGGGUGAGGAGGAGGGAAGUGGUGCGAAGGCGAUGAAUGAUUCCCUUCUCCACAGCUCUUUGCCUGUGAACAUCACAGAUUCCUCCCAGGGAAAAGCAGUGGGGUUUAUGCUGCCAUCCAUCUACUUGCUGUUGCGUUUUCUUAUUCUCUCAAGCCAAGGAAAUGUAGAUCUGCUGUUCAGUACCAACUCCUCUGCUUAUUGUUUUAACAUUUGAAACAAAAGUGGUAACCACUGAAGCUAAGCCCGAGUAUCUCAGCUCGCUUGGUUUCCAGCAGUGCUCUGAAUGAAGCCAGUGGGGAGGAGGAAGAGGUGUUGAAUACCUGCUGUGAUCCAGCUCAUCAGCUCAAGGAGUUGGGAGUUUGCAGCUUUGCACCUGGAAAUUCCUGGACUUCACGGAACAAUGAGUCCCAUCCGAGUGCUGCUGUGCUGCUGCCUCUCGUCCUCUUGACUGCAAACACAACCUGAAGAAAUGGCCUUUCUGAGCAAAGCAGCGGGAGAACUCAGGAAGCUCUUUCAGGAGCAGCAGCUUAGAUCUAUGUGGGUACCCUCCGUGGCACACAGUCACUGCACUAAGUGAGCUUCCUUUCCCAAUUGUCCUGGGGUCGGAGGAAGCUGGCCUCACAUCUGUGGCUUUUCAGGUCCUUUCCUCUGAGCUCAAGCACUGCCCCAACAGACAUCUUCUAGGUUUUGCUUGAGGAUUUCCACAAGCUGAUGCCAAAUAAGGGAAACAAAACCUCACACUGCUCUUUGUUCUUCAUUUCUGCACUGCCAAGAGUGAGGGAAGUUUCCAGUCCUGGGCUGGCUCCAUUGGUCUCAGAGCAGUGCUGUGCCACUGUCUCUCCCUUGCCUGGAGCAGUUUUCUUCCCGGGGCAAUCACACACUGAGGCUCAGGCUUUAGUUGAGCUGUGGGCUUAAUCUCAUAGCUCCUUGAUUUUGAUGGAGUCGCUUAGGAGUCAGUUACUUUUGUUGUCAACCACUGGUGGCUCAAGCUGAAACCUGCUCAGCACAGCAUACCUGCUGGGGCUGUCCUGUCCUCAGCUCCUCAUCCCCUGACCCAUCUGACACAGCACAGCCCAGCAAUCCCCGCACUCAGAGCUGCUCUUACCUGCUUCUGGUCGUAGCCACCGACAGUUCACAUUUCAGCUGCUGAUUUUUCUGCAAAGGGAGCACAAAACAGCCCUGUCUGAGGAUGUUUUCUUCCCUCAGCCUCCCCACGGCAGAGCAAGGCUCAGAGAGGCCAGAUAGAGGGGCUGGUUUGACAGAUGGGAUUGUUUUCCCCUUGUGCCUCAGUGCUAUCCAUCACUUAGAAGCUCAGCAGGCACUGAAGGCCUCCUGAGUGAUUUACUGCUGCUCCUCGUCCCCCAGCCCUGCUCUGUGCUGCUGCCUGCCUCCACAGAAAUCACUGACCACAGACACACUGAUCAUAAAAACACCAACCGCCUGGGUUCACUCAUGUGAGUCCAGUGUUUAUCAGGAUUUUGGCUGAGGCUGAGGUGGCUGCAGCGGGCGACACGUGCCUCCCUGGGGGGCUGCAGCUCACUGGAAGGGGUGUGCCAUGUUAGGGCCUGCGAGCUGUCCCUGUUGCUAAGCAGACUUCUUGCAAGGGAGCUGCUAGAAAAGGAGAGGAUUUUUUGGUUUCUAACACUUUGGUCACAGCCUGAUUCACGGUGCAUUCCUUAACAUCUGGGCUCUAUCUCCCGAGUGCUGGGGAAGCGUUACGAGUCUGAGCACACGCACCCAGGCCUGCAACUUUCAGUGGAUUUACUGAGGGGCACUGCAGCCCUCAGGGUCCAGAGCAGGGACUCCCUCAGACUUUGGUUGGUCUGUCAGCCACGGCAGGUCAGGAUGGUGCCGUGCCUCAGUAAAUUAGGGCAGCUCAGCCGGUGAGCACAUUCCUGCAGCUCCCGCUCCAGGAAUGCAAACUAUUUCCCUGGCAGCUCAGAGCUCUGCCUUAUCCUUGGCACUCACAGCUCUGCUUAUCGCUGCUGGUGCAGCCCUGGAGGGUAGCAGGGCAGCAAGGUGCCCGCAGCUGGGCAGCGCUGAGCAGAGGAGUUGAGGGAGGGCUUGUCCUCACCCCAUCCACCCAGCGCCAGCCUCGGGGCAGUCCAUCCCCUCCUAGCAGAUAGUACUCCUUGCAGUCCCGGCGGUACCGGGGACCUUUUAAAGGCAGCAGUUCUGCUCCGGCUGUGCAGACCCUGUGCCGAGCAGGCUGUCUGCAGGCUCCAGGUGCCUGGAUUUGCACUUGGGCCCGCGUGUGCCUUCCUCACGUCUCCUGCCGUCCCUACACAGACCCACUGCUGGCCCUGCUGCCUGCCUCGUGCAGCUCACAGUGUCACGGAGGUGCAGCUGCCAGCUUCCCACGCUGCCUUCAAUGUGUAUUUUGCCACCGUCCCUGAGUGCUCUCUCUGAAUCGCUCCUUCGCAAAACUCGGCCGUGUGAAUUCCCACCUGUCCCCCCGAGGGCAGGCUGCCCGGAUGCCGCGGGCUCUCCUCCUCGGAGAUCUCCAAAAGCGCCAGGACGGGGACCGGAGCCACACCAGGGCUGGGCACACCCGCUCCCCGCGCGCCGCCCCCACACCCCACCCCGGCGCCACCGACACUCCCGGCUCAU